This is a messenger RNA of Trichoderma aggressivum f. europaeum, 3126 nucleotides long. RefSeq lists its product as uncharacterized. Bases 1 to 3126 code for a protein of 1041 amino acids. Gene Ontology annotation, molecular function: ATP hydrolysis activity; ATP binding. The transcript is spliced from 4 exons. Lineage: Eukaryota; Fungi; Ascomycota; Sordariomycetes; Hypocreales; Hypocreaceae. The record is from RefSeq and is a predicted model, not a curated record.
AUGCUUCCCCCGCGUCAACCACCUUCAAUCUCAUCUAAUUCAGAAGACACCUCCAACGGAACGUCUCCGGUAACACCCCUCUCAGAUGACCAGCAGCAGCAAAACGAUAGCGACGAUUCAAUGACUCGAUCAAAUCGCCGAAAGCGCGAAAGCCCAAAGGAGAAGAUACUCUCCGAGGUGAGGGGGUUGGUAGGGCUGAAAGAAGUCAAAGAACAGUUUGACAAUAUCGAGAGCUGCAUUCGCAUAUGCCACCUCCAGCAAACAAAUCCCGGAGCAGAGCGUUGGCAUGCUGUUUUCCAGGGAAAUCCAGGAACGGGGAAAACCACUGUUGCUCGACUAUAUGCGAAAUUCCUGCGAUGCAUGCGCAUCGUCAAAUCGCGAACAUAUAAAGAGACCUCUGGAGCACAACUCGUGUGUAUGGGACCGAAUGGGGUCAAAGAACUGUUUGAGCUAUCUGGUAACAACAUGGUUCAGAGGUUGAGAGCUCAACAGAUGCAAGCGUACCGCGACAGCCACCCCGAUAACGAAGACGAAGACGAAGACGAUGAUCCAGCGUCGUUCAAACGCGCCAGCUCUUCGCUGGAGCCUGGCUGUCUAUCGGAUGGAGGUGUUUUGUUUGUGGAUGAGGCAUACCAACUCACAGCUCCACAUGUACCAAGUUCCGGGCGUCAAGUUCUCGAUAUCAUCCUCACAGAGAUUGAGAACAAUAUUGGCAAUCUAGUUGUCAUAUUCGCGGGAUAUAAAGAGGAGCUGGAAUCUUUUUUCGGACACAAUCCAGGACUACAGAGUCGAAUACCACAUACCCUGCAAUUUGAGGAUUUUAACGACCAAGAAUUGCUACACAUUCUCGCCAAUCGGAUUCAGAAAAAAUACAACAAUAAGAUGAAUGCUGAAGAUGGACUGUAUGGAAAGUUCAUGAGGAUAGCUAUCCGUCGACUAGCCCGCGGCCGAGGGAAGAAAGGAUUUGGCAACGCUCGUGCUGUGGAUAACGUCUUACUCAAAAUAUGGGAGCGACAAGCUAAGCGACUAUCCAAGUAUAAGGGUUUAACGCAGAGUCAGGUUUUCACAUUUACGAGAGAAGACAUACUGGGGCCAAAUCCUGCCGACGUGAGACUUACAAGCGCAGCUUGGGCUAAACUUCAACAGCUUACUGGACUGGAGGAAGUCAAAAAGUCGAUUAAUAACAUGUUCGAGGCGCUUGUGAUGAAUUACCAACGAGAAAUGGCCGAACAAGCACCAUUGAUCUUUUCAUUGAAUAGGAUCUUUGUCGGAUCACCAGGUACAGGCAAAACAAGUGUUGCCAAAUUGUACGGCCAGAUAUUGGUUGACUUGGGCUUACUUAGUAAUGGCGAGGUGGUUACCAAGAAUCCUGCAGAUUUUAUCGGAGAGGCUGUCGGGAAAUCAGAAGCAAACACCAAGUCUAUCCUGGCUGCAACGGUCGGCAAAGUCCUCAUCAUUGACGAGGCCUAUAUGUUAGAUCCAGGAGAGGCGUCUAAGCGCGGUGAUACAUACAGAGCCUCUGUGCUUGAUACACUGGUUGCUGAAGUGCAAAGUGUACCCGGAGAAGAUCGCUGUGUGAUUCUUCUCGGAUAUGAAGAUAGGCUAAAGGAGAUGUUUCGCAACGCCAACCCAGGACUCCCCGGGAGAUUUGCCGCAGACAAACCAUUUCGGUUCGAAGACUUUACCACAACGCAACUUUGGGAUAUAUUGAAUAAGAAAUUAGUGUCUCGAAACUUACAGGCAACGAAAGAAGGAUUAGCGACCGCGAUAGACGUCUUGAAUCGAUCCCGAAUGCGCCAAGGCUUUAGCAAUGGAAGAGAAGUGGAUAUUAUUCUGUCUUCAGCAAUGGAAAACCACUUACAAAAGCAUUCGAAGACAAAUGGGUCUACUUAUGGCCAUGAUAUGAUCCUAGCUCCAGAGGAUUUUGAUCCAGACUACGGCCGAGCCAGAUAUGCGGCAACUAAUUGCCGGGCCGCCCUACAAAAUCAGGUAUCGAAUUCCAUCAUCAGUCAAUUGGAAGAAUACCAGCGACUACUCAAUAUUACUAAACUACGAGGGGUUGGUGGUGCUUCUCUUGUCCCAACCUCAUUCGUCUUUAAGGGACCGUCAGGUACUGGAAAGACAACAGUUGCUCGAUAUAUGGGCGCUUUAUUAUACGACCUAGGGCUCAUUGCCACCAAGACAUUCGUCGAGUGCUCUGCGUCAGACUUUAUUGGCGAGCACGUCGGUCAUACAGCUCCCAAGACCAGAGCACAAUUUGAAAAGGGCCUGGGAGGGGUACUAUUUAUCGACCAUGCCCAUCAACUUAACCAGGGCGGAUACGGUACCGAAGCGAUUAAUGAGUUCGUCCGUCUUCUUCAGAAGCACAGCGGGAAAAUCGUCAUCAUUCUAGCGGGCCCUUCUGAGGAGAUCGAGUCGCUCAUGGCAAAAGCACACGGGCUCGAUAGCUCCUUUUUUAAGGAAAUACUCUUUCAAGAGCUCACGGCCCAAGAAUGCAUGGCUUUCCUAAUGAGAAUACUAAGUGAAAAUGGAAUCAACGACUGUUUCUCCUCCAAUCAAGAGGUCCAGCAAAUUUUCACAAAUCAGUUCGGAAUACUGUCAAACUCAACUCAUUGGAAGAACGCCAGCGACGUGAAAUCAUUGUCACAGUGGAUGGUCAUGGAUGCUCUGACAAAUUGGAUCCCUCAAGGACAAGGCAGCAUAGGGCCCUGUCUCUCAAUCGAGAGGGCAAAUUAUUACUUCCAGAAAAUGUUCGACAAGAAGACAGCCAUGCAAAUGAGCGACCUUAACAAUUUAAUGGGACUCUUCCGCCAAGCGGACUCUGCUCACAUGGCGAACAGUUUCCACCACAUGUCAGAGGACAAGCUAGAGGCCAAAGUUGAAGCCACGGUUAAUACACAAGCUGUACACGCAGCCACAGACAUGAAGGUUUCAGUAGACGUGGAAAAGACAGCGCAUGUGGCUUACGAUGAGCAGCAGGACAAAGUCAAAUCUUUACAAGAAGCUCUGAAGUUGAUAGGUCAAUGCGAGGCGGGUUAUGACUGGGUUAGAGAUGGAAGCGGCUACAGGUGCAAGGGUGGAAGUCAUUAUGUGACUGACGAGCAGAUACAAUCUUAUUCCUCAUGA